Molecule: messenger RNA, 1556 nt
Organism: Arachis stenosperma
Lineage: Eukaryota; Viridiplantae; Streptophyta; Magnoliopsida; Fabales; Fabaceae
Exons: 3
Coding region: 7-1449 (480 amino acids)
Biological process (GO): regulation of DNA-templated transcription
Cellular component (GO): chromatin; nucleus
Molecular function (GO): DNA binding
Source: RefSeq, a predicted model, not a curated record
ACAUCCAUGGCUUCCUCUAGUUUCCAAGUGACCUGUUUCUACAAGAUUGUUCUCAGACAAAGCCUUGAAGAUGGAAAUCUUACCAUACCAAAAACGUUCAGUAUGGAAUUUGGUGACGGUGUUCCAAAUCCAGUGUAUCUGAAGCCUCCAGAUGGCACUGCGUGGAAGAUAGAUUGGUCUGAGUAUCAUGGUGGCAUUCUAUUUGAAAAUGGUUGGAAAGAAUUUGCCUCAUAUUACUCUUUGGAUCAUGGCCAUAUGCUGUGGUUUGAGUACAAUGAAACUUCUAACAUUCAAGUAAACAUUUUUGACAUGACUUGCCUUGAAAUAAACUAUCCUUCCUUGGAUCACAUCAGCGAUGACGAUUCGAUUGAGAUCUUGAAUGAACUGCCGCCACGAGGCUGGCCGAGGAAAACAGAGAAAGCAGCACCAAAGACACCAUCUGCUUCUACAAGUAAAAUGUUCACAAGUUCUGCCAAAACUGAAGGAGUGAAAUGGUGCCCCAAAAUAGACUAUCCUUCCAAGGACCACAUUGACGAUGGCAACAUGGUUAGGGUUGAGAAUGAACCGCCACGAAGAGGCCGUGGCCGGCCGAGGAAAACAGAGAAAGCAGCACCAAAGACACCAUCUCCUUGUACAAGCAAAAUGUUCACAAGUUCUGCCAAAACUAAAGAAGUGAAAUGGCGCGCUGAAAUACAAUAUCCUUCCAAGCACCACAUCGAUGAGGACAACAUGGCUAAGCCACGAAGAGGCCGAGGCCGGCCGAGGAAAUCAGAGAAAGCAGCACCAAAGACACCAUCUCCUUGUACAAGCAAAAUGUUCACAAGUUCUGCCAAAACUAGAGCAGUGAAAUGGUGCCCUGAAAUAGACUAUGCUUCCAAGGACCACAUUAAUGAUGACAACAUGGUUAAGGUUGAGAAUGAACCGCCACGAAGAGGCCGAGGCCGGCCGAGAAAAACAGAGAAAGCAGCACCAAAGACACCAUCUGCUUCUACAAGUAAAAUGUUCACAAGUUCUGCCAAAACUAGGUGCCCUGAAAUAGACUAUCCUUCCAAGGACCACAUUGAUGAUCACAACAUGGUUAAGGUUGGGAAUGAACCACCACGAAGAGGCCGAGGCCGGCCAAGAAAAACAGAGAAAGCAGCACCGAAGACACCAUCUGCUUGUACAAGUAAAAUGUUCACAAGUUCUGCCAAAACUAGGUGCCCUGAAAUAAACUAUCCUUCCAAGGGCCACAUUGAUGAUGACAACAUGGUUAAGGUUGAGAAUGAACCUCCACGAAGAGGCCGAGGCCGGCCGAGGAAAAAAUUGAAAGCAGCAGCAGAAGUAUCAUUUCCUUCUACAGGUAAAAUAUUGAGUAGUUCUGUCAAAACUGAAGAUGUAGAGAAGGGCCCUGAUAAACAAAACUGGAUGCAGUGUUGCAAGAAUGAAGAAGCUAGUGAAUCUGAAUGAAGAAUGCAGUGUUGCAGUGUUGAAAGCAGCGUACGCAUAUAUUCCACAUAAAAUAUUUUACAUAUGGCGUAUUGCAUUUCAUGUAAUAAAUAUCUUAUUGUUCUUAG